AGAGAGAGAGAGAGUUGGCGUCUUUUGCCCUCUACGCAGCUUAAAACACGCAGAGGCAAACAUAGAGAGCCCCAUUGACACGUUUCAACUCAUUCAAUCCCAUUCUUCUUCAUCUCAAUAUAUAUCCCAACCCAACUUUCUAUAUUAUAUCGAGAUUUUAGAUUUUCGAUACUAAUAUCCAUCGAUAUAUAUAUCAGUUAAUACGGUCUCAUAUCGAUAUAUAUAGCAGAGAGAGAGAGAGAGAGAGAGAGAGAGAGAGAGAGGAGCUGUGAGCCAAAUUCACGAGAUGAAGGAAGAUAAAAAUUAAAGAAAAAAAAAGUGGAAGUACUUGGCUUAUCGCAUGUUUGCUUCACGCAAGCAGCUAACACUGUGUGUGUGUGAGAGAGAGAGAGUUUGCUUCAUCGCGUGGCUUUAAAGACUUCAUUUAGUGUUUAAACCCCAAAACAAAACAACCCCAAAACAAAACAACCCCCACCAAACCCUAGAACCCCAUCUUCUCUCUCUCUCUCUCUCUCUCUCUCCUCUUCAAGAACCACCACAAAGAAACCCUAAUUAUGUGAUGUCCAAAACCAGCAAACCCAAUUUCUCAACAAAAUGAGUGCAACCGCAAACCCUAGCAGCAGCGGCUCUGGUGGCGGAACUACCAGCGGAAACGGUGGAAGUGGCGGAAACGGUGGAAGUGGCGGAACCGGUGGUGGUGGUGCCGGGCCAUGUGGCGCCUGCAAGUUCUUGAGGAGAAAAUGCGUUGCCGGGUGCAUAUUCGCGCCGUAUUUCGAUUCCGAACAAGGAGCGGCGCAUUUUGCGGCAGUGCAUAAGGUGUUCGGAGCGAGCAAUGUGUCGAAAUUGCUUCUGCACAUUCCGGUGCACAGGCGGCCUGACGCGGUGGUGACAAUUUGUUAUGAGGCGCAGGCUCGCCUGAGAGACCCCGUCUACGGCUGUGUUGCCCACAUCUUUGCCCUCCAACAACAGGUAGUGAAUUUACAAGCAGAGCUUACAUAUUUACAAGCCCACCUUGCAACACUAGAGCUUCCAACUCCACCACCUCCGCCGCCUCAACCUCUCCCAAUGCCGCCGCCACUCACAAUAUUGGACCUCCCAUCAGCAGCCUCCAUGUCUGCUGCUAAUGACUUCUCAUCACUCUUUGAUCCAAUGGCACAAUCUUCGUGGGCAAUGCAGCAUUGCCAAAUCGACCCGCGGCAAUUUGGAGCCACCGGAGCUCUGACCGACAUUCCACCACCAGCCAGAGGCGGCAUUGGCAGCAGCGACCUCCAAUUGCUGGCACGAGAACUUCUACAUAGGUACGGGUCUCCACCGGUGCCAUGCUCUGAGGCUUCACCUUUGCCACCACACUCCAAGUGAGACUGACCCAAUUAACUUGGUACUUGACCCGAGAUCCUUGAUGGGUGGGGACCCGAAUCCAGAGUUUAAUCUCCUUUUUUAAUGGGCAAAGCAAUUUUCGUAUUUUUUAUUCUCCCUACCUUUCUUUGUUUAUUUACGAACACUAAUGAAAUUCAAUGUUAGUUUAUAUACAUCUUGCUGGGCAUAUCAUAUUUCAUUCAUUUUGUUUACUUAUUUUAAAGUUAGAUCUAUGUUCAUUUGGUGGAUCUAAAUUAUCAUGAGAUUGUUCAAGUUUGAGUCGAACAGGAAAUCGCUCAAGAAAAACUUAACAAGUUUAAAAAGUGCAUUCAAGUUUGAUUUGUUUAUAUUUCAAAACUAAUUUCCAAUGAGUUUCAACUUGAGCUGAUCACGAACCGAAUUGGAGUAGCUCGAUUUCCUAUACAGUUCCAUGAUGCAUAUAGGCUUAUCGAGCCAAACUCAGGAAA
Molecule: messenger RNA, 1823 nt
Organism: Camellia sinensis
Lineage: Eukaryota; Viridiplantae; Streptophyta; Magnoliopsida; Ericales; Theaceae
Product: LOB domain-containing protein 30
Biological process (GO): hormone-mediated signaling pathway; positive regulation of DNA-templated transcription
Cellular component (GO): nucleus
Source: RefSeq, a predicted model, not a curated record